This is a messenger RNA of Helianthus annuus (common sunflower), 1762 nucleotides long. RefSeq names its product UDP-glycosyltransferase 83A1. NCBI's taxonomy places the organism in Eukaryota, Viridiplantae, Streptophyta, Magnoliopsida, Asterales, Asteraceae. The record is from RefSeq and is a predicted model, not a curated record. The transcript has 2 exons. The coding region runs from base 100 to 1494 and encodes 464 amino acids. Gene Ontology annotation, molecular function: UDP-glycosyltransferase activity.
AAAAAACUCUAUAUCUGUCUACAAAAAUGAGCUGACAGAAAUAUAGAAACAUCAAGAGUUCUUUCUAAAGAAUCCCCAAGAAAAAAUUACUUAAAAAUCAUGCCAAAACCUCAUGUGCUAGUUAUACCUUAUCCCGCGCAAGGCCAUGUAAUUCCUAUAAUGGAGCUUGCUCAACGAUUAGCGAAGCACAGAGUCAGAGUUACAUGUAUUAACACAGAGGUCAAUCACAAGCUCGUGACAGGCAAUUGUUUAGAUAAAGAUGGUUUAGGGGAUGUGGUGCAGAUGGUCUCAAUCCCUGAUGGGUUAGAACCAUGGGAGGACAGGAGCGACAUUCGUAAGCUGACCUUGUCAAUAUUACAAACCAUGCCCCGCAAGCUUGAAGAACUAAUAGAGACAAUUAACAAAGAAGACAGUAGUAAAGUUACUUGUAUUAUUGCUGAUGGUUUCAUGGGAUGGGCCAUACGAGUUGCAAAGAAGAUGGGAAUUAGUAGUGCAGCCUUCUGGCCUGCCUCAGUUGCUACACUGGCCUCCUUUUUGUCCUUUCAGAAACUCAUCGAUGAUGGCAUCAUAAACAAGAAUGGCAUACCUCUAAGUGAUGAGAUGAUUCAACUAUCUGAAACCAUGCCACCUAUAAAACCUCAAAACCUUACAUGGGCAUGCUUUGAGGACUCAGCUCUGGUAGAAGUUAUAUUUAAAAUGGUACUACAGGCUGAAGAAGCUUCCAGAUUGACAGAAUGGUUUAUAUGUAACUCGUGUCCUGAGCUAGAGGCUGCAGCAUUUAGCCUGUAUCCACAGCUAUUGCUGAUUGGCCCUCUUCUAGCAAGCAACCGACUAGCUGUCCAGGCGGGCCACUUCUGGCAAGAAGACAGCACCUGCUUAGCAUGGCUUGAUCAACAACCAGUGUCUUCAGUCAUUUAUGUUGCAUUUGGGAGCUUCACUAUGUUCAACCAAACUCAGUUUGAAGAAUUGGCACAUGGUCUUGAACUUAGCAACAGACCAUUCUUGUGGGUGGUGAGACCAGGUAUGACUAAGGAGACUACAACUGAUUAUCCAGAAGGAUAUAUAGAAAGAAUAGGCUCUCGUGGAAAAAUCCUGAGUUGGGCACCGCAACAGAAGGUACUAUCCCACCCUUCGGUAGCAUGUUUCAUGAGUCAUUGUGGUUGGAACUCUACUUUAGAAGGUGUCACAAACGGAGUCCCAUUUUUGUGUUGGCCGUAUUUUGCUGAUCAAUUUCACAAUGAGACUUACAUUUGUGACAUCUGGAAGAAUGGGCUGGGGUUAGAAAAAGAUGAAGUAGGUAUCAUUACUCGAGGAGAGAUAAUGAGUAAGGUGGAGAAGUUGCUGAGUGAUAAAACAUUAAAAGUGAAGGCAUCGGAUAUCAAAGAAAAGGUUGCAAGUAAAGGGGGGUGCUCACACAAAAAUCUUAACAAUUUUAUUGAAUGGAUACAAAAGAAUAAUGAUGCACAUACCAAGGAUGAACCUGAGUCUAUGUGAACAUGAAUUUCUAAAACAUAGUUGGGUGUAAUUUUUUAUAACUGGCUCAAAGCGUUAUAUUUGGGUCUGAUAACUAGUAUUGAAAUGCAAUAUGUUAUAAUAGGUCUUAAUGUGUAUUUUAGCUUGUAGUAGGUUAAAAGGUUCUUGAUGGGCAAUGUCUAGGUAAAGUGACUUAUAAUUACUUGUCUUAUUUUAUGUAAUAUUAUCUUAUAUGAAGUGUAACAUGUGGUUGUACUUUGUUAUAACGGAAUCCAGUGGAUCUUAUUUU